This is a messenger RNA of Colius striatus (speckled mousebird), 4699 nucleotides long. RefSeq names its product integrin subunit alpha 11 (gene ITGA11). The transcript has 30 exons. The record is from RefSeq and is a predicted model, not a curated record. The coding region runs from base 107 to 3694 and encodes 1195 amino acids. Gene Ontology annotation, biological process: cell-cell adhesion; integrin-mediated signaling pathway; cell adhesion mediated by integrin. Gene Ontology annotation, molecular function: integrin binding. NCBI's taxonomy places the organism in Eukaryota, Metazoa, Chordata, Aves, Coliiformes, Coliidae. Gene Ontology annotation, cellular component: integrin complex; external side of plasma membrane.
GGGAAAGGCUGGGGAGAAGGAAAGGGCUCUGCGAGAGAGGCUACCGCUGUGGCUGGCUGCGUGCCGCCGAUGCUCGGGGCCGGGGAGCGGGGCAGCCGGCGUUCCCAUGGACCUGCCCAGCGGGAUGCUCCUCGCCUGCUCCCUCUGCCUCCUGCCCGGGCUCAGUGAUACCUUCAACAUCGACACCAGGAGACCCAAGAUCAUAGCUGGCUCCAGGGAAGCCUAUUUUGGCUACACGGUGCAGCAGCACGACAUCGGGGGCAAGAAAUGGCUGGUGGUGGGAGCUCCCUACGAAACCAACGGCCAGCAGAAGACAGGAGAUGUCUACAAGUGCCCAGUGACCAGUGACAGCCACAGCAACUGCACCAAGCUCAACCUAGGACGGGUGACACUCUCCAAUGUCUCAGAGAGGAAGGACAACAUGCGCCUGGGCCUCAGCCUGGCGACCAACCCCAGGGACAGCAGCGUUCUGGCCUGCAGCCCUCUCUGGUCCCACGAGUGUGGGAGCUCCUACUACACCACGGGCAUGUGCUCCCGGGUCAACUCCAACUUCAGGUUCUCCAAGACGGUGGCUCCAGCUCUGCAGAGGUGCCAGACCUACAUGGACAUCAUCAUCGUUCUGGAUGGAUCCAACAGCAUCUACCCUUGGGUUGAAGUUCAGCACUUCCUCAUAAACAUCUUGAAGAAGUUUUACAUUGGCCCUGGCCAGAUACAAGUGGGAGUGGUUCAGUAUGGAGAAGAUGUCGUCCACGAGUUUCAUUUAAAUGACUACAGGUCUGUAAAAGAUGUGGUUGCAGCUGCCAGUCACAUCGAGCAGAGAGGAGGAACAGAGACCAGGACAGCCUAUGGGAUAGAGUUUGCUCGCUCCGAGGCGUUCCAGAAGGGUGGCCGCAAAGGGGCAAAGAGAGUCAUGAUUGUCAUCACAGAUGGAGAGUCACACGACAGCCCCGACCUGGAGAAGGUGAUUGAGGACAGCGAGAAGGACAAUGUCACCAGAUACGCCGUGGCGGUACUGGGUUAUUACAACAGAAGAGGGAUCAACCCUGAAGCCUUUUUGAACGAGAUCAAGUUCAUAGCGAGCGACCCGGACGACAAGCACUUCUUUAAUGUCACGGAUGAGGCAGCACUCAAAGACAUUGUGGAUGCCCUGGGGGAAAGGAUAUUUAGCCUGGAAGGUACCAAGAAUGAAAUCUCCUUUGGCCUGGAAAUGUCCCAGACUGGAUUUUCAUCUCAUGUUGUGGAAGAUGGGAUCUUGCUGGGGGCAGUGGGUGCCUACGACUGGAACGGAGCCGUGCUGAAGGAGACCAGCAGUGGGAAGGUCAUUCCCCUGAGGGAAUCUUACCUGCAGGAGUUCCCAGAGGAGCUGAAGAACCACGGCGCCUAUUUAGGUUACACCGUCUCCUCCGUCAUAUCCACCAAGCACGAGCGCAUCUACGUGGCUGGAGCUCCCAGGUUCAACCACACAGGGAAAGUCAUCAUCUUCAGCAUGGACAACAACAGAAACCUCACCAUCCACCAGGCACUGAAGGGAGAGCAGAUUGGUUCCUACUACGGCAGCGAGAUCAACUCCCUGGACGUCAACGGCGACGGCGUCACCGACGUGCUGCUGGUGGGAGCCCCCAUGUACUUCAGUGAGGGCAGGGAGAGGGGCAGGGUCUACGUCUACACCUUGAGGGAGCAGAAUCGCUUCGUUUCCAGCGGAGCCCUCCUGGAGCUGCAGAGCUACCACAACUCCCGCUUCGGCUCCUGCAUCGCGGCCGUGCCCGACCUCAACCAGGACUCCUACAACGACCUUGUCGUAGGGGCACCUUUGGAGGAUGAGCACCAAGGAGCCAUCUACAUCUUCCUUGGCUUUGAAGAGACCAUCCUGAAGAAGUACAAGCAGAGGAUAGCAGCUGCAGAGCUCGCACCAGGCCUGAUGUAUUUUGGGUGCAGCAUCCACGGGCAGCUGGACCUGAACGAGGACGGGCUCGUCGACUUGGCUGUCGGCUCCUUGGGGAACGCCGUGCUGCUGUGGUCCCGCAGCGUGGUCCAGAUCAACGCCAGCAUCCGCUUCGAGCCCCCCAAAAUCAACAUCUUCACCAAGGACUGCAGGAGGAACGGGAAGGAUGCCACCUGCAUGUCGGCCUUCGUCUGCUUCACCGCCGUCUUCCUCUCGGCUCACUUCCAGUCAGCCAGCGUGGCCCUGCGCUACGAGGCCACGCUUGACGAGCGCCGGUACACGGCGCGGGCGCAGCUGGACGAGAGCGGCGAGCGGCACACGCAGAGGGAGCUGCAGCUGCCCGCCGGCCACGAGCGGUGCCACAGCCUCCACUUCCACGUCUUGGACACAGCUGACUACGUGAAGCCGGUGACGUUCUCCAUCGACUACGAGCUGGAGCAGCCUGAGCAGGGGCCCAUGCUGGAUGAUGGCUGGCCCACCUCGCUCAAGGUCUUGGUCCCUUUCUGGAAUGGCUGCAAUGAGGAUGAGCACUGUGUCCCUGAUCUGGUCCUGGAUGCCAGAAGUGAUGUGCCCAGUGCCAUGGAGUUCUGCCGCCGGGCGCUGCGCAGGGCUCCUCCAGCCUGCUCAGCCUUCAGCCUCUCCUUCGACGCCUCCGUCUUCAUCGUCGAGAGCAGCAGGAGGAGGGUGGCUGUGGAAGCUGUGCUGGAGAACCGAGGGGAGAACGCCUACAGCACGGUGCUCAACAUCUCCUUCUCCAGAAACCUCCAGUUUGCCAGUCUGAUCCCCAAGGAUGACACAGACAUCAACAUUGACUGCACAACGGAGGACAAGCACCCCAACAAGAGGGUGUGCAACGUGAGCUACCCCUUCUUCCGAGCCAAGGCCAAGGUGGCUUUUCGCCUGGAUUUUGAAUUCAGCAAGUCCAUUUUCCUUCAAAGCAUGGAGAUCUACCUGAUCACCAACAGUGACAGUGAGGAGAAGGAGAGCACCAAAGAGGACAACUUUGCCCACCUGAACUUCCCCCUCAAGUAUGAAGCUGACCUGCUCUUCACCAGGGCAUCCAGCCUGGACUACUACGAAAUCAGGUCCAACAGCUCCCUGGAGAGAUACGGCAGCAUCGGGCCUCCCUUCCACUGCACCUUCAGGCUGCAGAACCUGGGCUUCUUCCCUGUGGAGGGGGUGACCAUCAAGCUCACGGUGCCCGUGGCCACCCGGGCGGGCAACCGGCUGCUGCUCCUGACAAACUUCGUGGUGGAUCAGCUUCUCCCACAGGAGAACACAACCUGCACCAUGUGGGGAAACAGCACCGACUACCGGCACAGCCCCACAGCUGAGGACCUGCACCGCACCCCCCACCUGAACCACAGCAACUCUGAUGUCAUUUCCAUCAACUGCAAUGUGAAAUUAGCCCCCAGCCAGGAGAUGAACUUGCACUUGCAUGGCAACCUGUGGAUGAAGUCUCUGAAAGCACUGAAGUUCAAGUCACUGAAGCUCAUCACCAAGGCCGCUCUGCAGCGCCGCUUCGGGAGCCCCGUCGUGUUCCGUGAGGAGGACCCCAGCCGUCAGAUAACAUUUGAAAUCUCCAAAGCAGAGGAGUCGCAGAUCCCCAUCUGGAUCAUCCUGGGGAGCACCUUAGGAGGGCUCCUGCUCCUGGCCCUGCUCAUCCUCGUGCUCUGGAAGCUUGGAUUCUUCCAGAGCGGGAGCCGGCAGCACAGGGCCGAGCGGGAGCAGAGCAGCCCAGGGCCUGAGUGAUGCUGCAGGGGGCUGCCAGGUGUGCCCACCCCCCUGCCCCCUCCCAGCAGGGGCUGCCAGGUCUACCCACUCCCCCUGCCCCAUCCCAGCAGGGACUGCCAGGUCUACCCACUUCCCCUGCCCCCUCCCAGCAGGGGCUGCCAGGUCUACCCACCCCCCCCCGCCCCCUCCCAGCAGGGGCUGCCAGGUCUACCCACCCCCUCUACCCCUGCCAGCCCCUCGUUGGAGACAGAGCACAGCUUCAACCUCUGAGGGAUGUGGGUGCUCAGCUGGGGGUUGGUUUGCAUCCAACCAUCCCCUUUGUGUGAAACCACUUAAAGGACCAACCCAAAAGCCAAAACCCUCCAGGUCCCAAAGCAAUCCCCCACCCCCUGCUCGUGGCUCCAAAGCAAUGUGGGGAGGGGGAAGCUGCAAAAAACAUCCUUAAAGAAAUCAUAUCCUUUAAAAACAAACCAACCUGAGGCUUGUCCAUUCCUGGGGAUGGGCUGUGGCAAACCCCGGGGCUUUGCUGGCCAUGGCUCUCAGACCUCCUGGCUGUGGUGAACCCUGGGGGGCAAUUUGGGUGGAGAUUUUCUUCCUUUGCCUCCUUCUUAAUGCACUGAACACAACUGAGAAGCCAAGGAAAGCACCUUAAUGCAAAUCUCCAGCAUCCAGCUGUACAUACUUACUCUAGAAGCUAUUUACCCAUUCAAGCAAAGGAGGAGAGAAAAAAGAACCCAAGACCAAAGCAGGAACAUAAAAGGCAAACCCAAAGAGCCCACUCCCCCCCAGCCUGGAGUGUUUGGUACCAGCUGAGCAGCUGGGGAGAGUGCCACAGCGUGUGCUGGCUGGGAGGGUGCAGAGCAUUGCUGCUGGCUGACAAACAGCUGCCUUUGGAUGCAUAACAGGAUUAUUUAUGCUGAUGUUAAUGUUAUGGAUGAGAAGGAAGCAUAUGGAUGGCCUCGGGGUGUGUAAUGAAGUUGGGUCAAGUACUGUCCUAGGAGUUUUUUAAGGGUUAAAAAUAUA